UGAUCUUCCUGGAGGUUUACCAGAUACGCUCUCAAGUCAGUUAAACAUUUCAAGACGCAAGAAACCCAAAUACAAACAAUUUACUGAAUUCCUGUCAAAUUCUUUCCAUAGUGCGUACUUUAUAAAGGACGCAAGCCCCGAAACUUCCUGCGCCGUCACAGAGCUGGUUCAGGGAACGUGGCAAAGCAAAAAAACAGGGCGCGGGCAAGACACACGAAACCUUGACCACACCUAUAUUGUGGUUAAGAAAGUCGAGGUCAUCAAAAACGAAGGUUUACUUGAGCGUUAUAAAACUACCAAGCGGCAGCACCGCUUACGUCGAACACAGGGCCGCUUAAAACCUUAUUAUUACGUGGAUCCCACAAUGAAAAAGCCCAUGACUGUCGAGACCGAAUCCCCUGUAUUAGAUACACUAAAUGAGGACAUCAAUGAACAGUACUUAUUUCAUGGAACAAAGAGUGCAAACAUCCCAUCUAUAUGCGCUAUGGGGCCAGAUUUCAGGAUUGCUCGCAAAGGAAUGUUUGGUCGAGCAAUUUAUCUGACAGAGAGCGCCACCAAAGCGGAUCAGUACGCAGACGAGAUGGACAGCAGACGAACUGAAGACCUCCAAAUCCUAAUUUACCGCGUUCUUCUCGGCAAUGCCUACCACUGCGAGGAACAGCAGGUAUUUAAGAGGCCGCCUUGCGUCUGUGGGGAGAAGAUUUGUCGUGACCAUCACGAGACCUUCGACUCCGUGAUAUGUGAUACCAGGAAAUUAUUCCGGGAAUUCCUCCUGUUCACGGCGGACCAGUGUUACCCAGAAUACAUCGUGACCUAUGACCGCAUUGAUCAAUUCCAGGCCAGAGCCGUGCCUCAACUGCCGGUGACGUCACUUUGUCUAAGAGCUGCCGAUCAUUCUCUCUUCAUGGAGGAAGCUUACAAGGACGAUGUCUACAGGAACUGUAGCCUGCCGCGUGGGCGCACUAUAAUCAUCAACAACAUCAAUUUCCACUACCAUGAGAAGAGGGUCGGGUCUGAGAUGGACUGUAAGGCGUUGGUAGAGCUGAUGGAACAGAUGAGUUAUACUGUUAUUGUGCAUAAUGAUCUGACCGCUCAGGGGAUCUUUGAUGUGAUGGAGACUGAAAGCCAACAAGCCACUGGCCUAGUGAUUCCUUCAUCGUCUUCAUUCUGA
Lingula anatina is the source of this 1171-nucleotide messenger RNA. RefSeq lists its product as uncharacterized. Gene Ontology annotation, molecular function: NAD+ poly-ADP-ribosyltransferase activity; cysteine-type endopeptidase activity. The record is from RefSeq and is a predicted model, not a curated record. Gene Ontology annotation, biological process: proteolysis. NCBI's taxonomy places the organism in Eukaryota, Metazoa, Brachiopoda, Lingulata, Lingulida, Lingulidae.